Pipistrellus kuhlii (Kuhl's pipistrelle) is the source of this 1545-nucleotide messenger RNA. RefSeq names its product replication protein A2 (gene RPA2). The record is from RefSeq and is a predicted model, not a curated record. The transcript has 9 exons. Gene Ontology annotation, molecular function: DNA binding. Gene Ontology annotation, biological process: double-strand break repair via homologous recombination; DNA replication; nucleotide-excision repair. Gene Ontology annotation, cellular component: DNA replication factor A complex; nucleus; site of double-strand break. Lineage: Eukaryota; Metazoa; Chordata; Mammalia; Chiroptera; Vespertilionidae. The coding region runs from base 150 to 962 and encodes 270 amino acids.
GACAGUGAUUGGCUCCGCCGUUCGCGGGAAGGAGUUUGUGGCGCCCGGGAAAAGUGUAGCGCUGCGACACCAACUAGGUUCUGAGGCGCCCGGCGAACCCGGUGGACCGGAGCCUUCUGGACGUCUUUCCUGAGGGGAUCGUGACCACGAUGUGGAAUAGUGGAUUUGAGAGCUAUGGCAGCUCCACCUUUGGGGGAGCCGGUGGCUACACGCAGUCCCCCGGGGGCUUUGGAUCGCCGACACCUUCUCAGGCCGAGAGGAAAUCAAGAGCCCGAGCCCAGCAUAUUGUACCCUGUACCAUAUCUCAGCUGCUUUCUGCCACUCUGGUUGAUGAAGUGUUCAGAAUUGGAAGUGUUGAGAUAUCACAGGUCACUAUUGUGGGGAUAAUCAGACAUGCAGAGAAGGCUCCAACCAACAUUGUUUACAAAAUAGAUGACAUGACAGCUGCACCCAUGGAUGUUCGCCAGUGGGUUGACACAGAUGAUGCCAGUGGUGAAAACACUGUGGUUCCUCCAGAAACGUAUGUGAAAGUGGCUGGCCAUCUGAGAUCUUUUCAGAACAAAAAAAGCCUGGUGGCCUUUAAGAUCAUGCCUCUGGAGGAUAUGAAUGAGUUCACCGCACAUAUUCUGGAAGUAGUGAAUGCACACAUGAUGCUGACCAAAGCUAACAGCCAGCCCUCAGCAGGGAGAGCACCUAUCAGCAAUCCAGGAAUGGGUGAAGCAGGGAGCUUUGGUGGGAAUAGCCUCAUACCGACAAAUGGCCUCACUGUGGCCCAAAAUCAGGUGCUGAAUUUGAUUAAGGCUUGCCCAAGACCUGAAGGAUUGAACUUUCACGAUCUCAAGAACCAGCUUCAACACAUGCCUUUAACCUCAAUCAAGCAAGCUGUGGAUUUUCUAAGCAACGAGGGACACAUCUAUUCCACUGUGGAUGAUGAUCAUUUUAAAUCCACAGAUGCAGAAUAACUGGAUCUAAUUGGUAUGCAUCAUAUUUUCCAGCUGGGCCUAUUCUCAGUCUGUGUGUCCAGCUGUGCAUUUGUUUUGAACAGUUGACUUCUAGAAAGUAGGUUUCAUCCCUAAAAUGUCUCAAUUGACAUCAUUUUGAAACUUAACUGCUCUUCCGUUAUUUUGAAAUUCAAAGUGAAAUGGGCAACUCCUAGGGGUGUGAGCUAAAGUGGAAUUUUAAAGUUACAAAUUAGGUAGUUAUACCACCAUCUGGAUAGAUGAAGUGGAAGAGCGAUGCUGCCAAUAGUUGGGCAGAUUAAUUCUCAGGAAUCUCUAUUCCUAAAAUAUUUCCUGUUGAGUACGAUCAGGGUCUGUCAGAGAGCUGGCCAGGAAAUCUAACUUCUGCCUGGCUUUGUUCCCAUUUUGGUUAUGUGGUGUUACUUUCAGAAUUGCACUUUUCAACUUGUCAUGGCUGCUGCCAAGUGUUUUGGUAAAUACGAAGUUCUAGGGUGGUGGUCUCGUGUAGCCGAGGAGAGAAAUGUCACCGUGUUUUGUACAAAAUAAGUACAUCCAUGUGUUUAAUAAAAUAGUUAUAUUAUUGUAA